This is a messenger RNA of Crotalus tigris (Tiger rattlesnake), 2336 nucleotides long. It is a transcript of the gene LPXN, whose product is annotated as leupaxin. Gene Ontology annotation, biological process: muscle structure development; actin cytoskeleton organization. The transcript has 9 exons. Gene Ontology annotation, molecular function: actin binding; muscle alpha-actinin binding. NCBI's taxonomy places the organism in Eukaryota, Metazoa, Chordata, Lepidosauria, Squamata, Viperidae. The coding region runs from base 79 to 1248 and encodes 389 amino acids. The record is from RefSeq and is a predicted model, not a curated record. Gene Ontology annotation, cellular component: filamentous actin; adherens junction; Z disc.
CUCAUUUCCCCUUCUAUUACUCAACAAGCCUGCUUCUCUACUAGAGAUUCGGGCAAGAAGACCCAGUGGAAACAGGCCAUGGAUGAUUUAGAUGCUUUAUUGGCAGAACUGGAACAAACCACAGAGAGCCUGAGUUUGAAUGACUCAGACCCAAAUGUUUGCUUUCUUCUGGAGCGCGACAACAAACCAAAACCAGUGGCAGCAAUAACAGAAAGCCAUCCUACCCAACACCCAAAAUCAACACCUCAAGAAGCCAAAAAGGUAGAACCAGCACCCAAUGUUCAAACCCAUAAAGAAGAUGCAGGUAAUAUUUACAGCAAAAUUUUACCUCCACAGCAAACAUCUUCUACCUCAAUUGCUCAGGAACUGGAUGAUCUUUUGGCUUGUUUAGGAACAAUCCAAUCCAAGGUUUCAGAUGACCUGGCCUCCUCUGGCCAGUCAACAUCAGCAGAAGGGAAUACCACUGACAACCUAGACAGCAUGUUGAAGAGUUUGACUGAUGAUAUGCAGGACCUUGGUGUUACUACUGUGCCGAAGGGCAACUGUGCCUUUUGCCACAAACCUAUUGCUGGAAAGGUGGUUACAGCUCUGGGAAAGAUAUGGCAUCCUGAACACUUCACAUGUGCUCAUUGUGGAACAGAAAUGGGUUCCCGGCCAUUCUUUGAGCGGGACAACAAAGCUUACUGCCAAGAAGACUACCAUCAGCUCUUCUCUCCUCACUGUGCUUACUGUACUGCGCCUAUCAAAGAGAAAAUCCUAACAGCUAUGGAUCAGACUUGGCAUCCUGAGCAUUUUUUUUGUGCACAUUGUGGGACUGUGUUUGGUGAUGGUGGUUACCAUGUGAAAGAUGGAAAGCCAUACUGCCAGAAAGAUUUCCAAAGCAUUUUUUCUCCCAAAUGCAGAGGCUGUGAUCGUCCUGUGAUGAAUCAAUAUUUGUCAGCUCUGAAUGCUGUAUGGCACCCCGAAUGUUUUGUAUGCAGGGAUUGUUGCUGCAGUUUUACUGAUGGUUCUUUCUUCGAACUAAAAGGCCAGCCCUACUGUGAGCUUCACUUCCACCAUCAUCAGGGAACCGUGUGUCACGGUUGUGGAAAACCAAUUGUUGGGCGGUGUGUCAGUGCCAUGGGGCACAAGUUUCACCCAGAGCACUUUGUUUGUGCCUUUUGCCUUACUCAGUUGCACAAUGGUAUUUUUCAGGAGCAGAAUGGUAAAACCUACUGUCACUCUUGCUUUAAAAAACUCUUUGUUUAACUUAAAAGUAUGUGAAAUAUUAAGACUAUAAGCCUCAGGACAAUUCCUUGGCAUAUAGAGCUUCCUGAGAUUUUCUCUUGAGUAAAAAAAAAACUCCACCAAAUUAGGCAACAUUAAAUAUUAUAGCACACUAUUACACUUUAAUGUUUUCAAAUUAAUCAGCUGUUAGGCAUGUACCUUUUGUGUUGAACUUAAAUAACUUUACUAGAAUUCAUUAUCUGGGUAUUUGUGAUUUUUAGAAAUAUUAAGAGCAGCUUCUCUCUCUCUCUCUCUCUCUCUCUCUCUCUCUCUCUCUCUCUCUCUCUUCCCCCCCAUACACACACACACACACACACACACACACACACACACACACACACAUUAAAAUGAAAAAAAAUAGUAGCUCUUCUUCUCUGAAAAGUUUUUUGAGUUUUUUUUCAACAAGUUGGUUUUUUAACUAAUACAUAUUCAUCUGCAGAAAUAUCUUUCAUUAUUUCUAUAACUUAUGUAACUAAUAGCAGAAACCUAUGUUAUCUUGAAGUAGAUAAGCUGCAAAUUAUAGAAAAUCUUUCAAAAGUCACUUAGGCUUACUUCCUGAUCAGGAUGGAUACAACUGUUCCGAGUAGGAUAAUCUCAUUUAAAAUUGUAUUUAGAUGACAAGGGGAAGAUAUACCAAUGCAUCUUGAAAUCAAUAGCUUUUUAAUGCUAGACUUGUGCAAAAUUGCAUUACAGAUGCAAGUAUAGUCUGUGGAGUAAACGAUGUGGAAAGGGUGUACUUCUCCCUGUGCUACACUACAUCUUGGCCAUCUGAUUCUGUUCAUUCUGAUUGGCUCAGGCAGCAGAGUUCCAUUAAGGUAUCUUUUAUAUAAAUAGCUCAUCUCUCAGGGUUAGUAUCAUAAUGCCCUAGCAAAAUCAGUCAUCUAUCUUUUUAAUCUGCUAAAUCUUAUGUACAGUAUGUAUGCAAGCAGCCUCUUGCCAGAUUAUUUGAAUAUUCAUCCUCCCCUUAAUCUUCUUAAGUUGUCAUACACACUGAUGAAGUAUGUCUUUGUUAUCUUCGUUUCUAAACAAUUAAAUGAUACACAAAGAACAAUAAAUUUUAUUUUCUUGUU